Messenger RNA from Aplysia californica (California sea hare), 672 nucleotides. Its product is annotated as beta-arrestin-1. Gene Ontology annotation, cellular component: cytoplasm. Gene Ontology annotation, biological process: signal transduction; G protein-coupled receptor internalization. The record is from RefSeq and is a predicted model, not a curated record. Lineage: Eukaryota; Metazoa; Mollusca; Gastropoda; Aplysiida; Aplysiidae. Gene Ontology annotation, molecular function: G protein-coupled receptor binding.
GUGUUGAGGAUUUUGCCUGUCUCUGAGGUUUGUCCAGACAUCUGGUGGUUCGAGUCCCGCCCUGUCCUGACCAGUCCGCGGUGUCAGCGAGAAGUGUGUCAGUGACGUGCGACCUGUGAGGUGUCGCCUGUGACGUGUGACGCUGAGUAGUUACCGGCUGCAGGUGUGACUUGUGAGACGACCCCCGUCUACCUACCUACCUACCUUCUCACCCACUUUACAUUACUGAUUCGGAAGGGAGUUUUGAGCCCUCCCGCCCGCCCGCACACCUACCAGAUCCACGUAAUAGAUUCUCAAGGAGUUUUGAGACAAGAGAAACUUUUGAGACGACCCCCGUCCGUUUACUAACUUCGCAUCAUAAUCAAAUAUCAUAGAUUGUCAAGGGAGUUUUGAGCCUAAGGAGUUUGAGACCACCCCUGUUAGACGCACGCACGCAUUACUGAUUCCACAUAAUAGAUUCUCAGGGGAGUUCUAAGACUCUGGAGUUUUGAGACGCCCCCUCCUGCCUGCCCACCUACUCCCGUCACAUCAUAAUAAUAGAUUCCGUGAGGAGUUUUGAGACGACCCCCGCACGCGCCCCGGUGGUGAGCCCAGCAGUAUGGCAGGCAUGUCCGGACAGAACGGGCCCAUGGAUAGUUCGGCUGAUGACGCUCAGAAGAAGCAGGGGACACG